Molecule: messenger RNA, 1885 nt
Organism: Pipra filicauda (Wire-tailed manakin)
Lineage: Eukaryota; Metazoa; Chordata; Aves; Passeriformes; Pipridae
Product: class I histocompatibility antigen, F10 alpha chain-like
Exons: 8
Coding region: 1-1059 (352 amino acids)
Biological process (GO): immune response
Cellular component (GO): external side of plasma membrane
Source: RefSeq, a predicted model, not a curated record
AUGGCUCCGGCGCUGGGUCUGGGGGCGCUGCUGGGGGUCCUGGGGCUCCUGAGGACCCCGGCGGGGGCGGCGGAGGUUCUCCACUCCCUGCGUUACCUGCGAGUGGUGGUGUCGGAGCCCGGCCCGGGGCUCCCCCGAUAUGUGGCCGUGGCGUUUGUGGAUGGGAUCCCCAUCAGCCGCUACGACAGCGAGCGGGGCCGGGUGGAGCCGCAGACUCUGUGGAUGGCGGCUGGAGCUGAGCCGGGAUAUUGGGAUACGGAGACCCGGAUCAACCAGAUGUACCAGCACAAGGACCCCGCCCACCUGGAGAUGCUGCAGAUCCGGUACAACCAGAGUGGGGGUCUCCACACGUUGCAGCGGGAUUCUGGCUGUGAGCUCCUGUCGGACGGGAGCAUCCGUGGAUCCCAUCGGGAAGGCUACGAUGGACGGGAUUUCCUUUCCUUUGAGUUGGGAUCCAGAUCCAGGAGAUUCGUGGCAGCCGAUGGCGCUGCCCAGAUCACCAAGAGGCUCUGGGAAUCUGAUGAGAUGAAGAUGGAGAGGUUGACAAAUUACCUGGAGCACAUCUGCCUGGAAGUGCUCCGGAAACACGUCCGGUAUGGGCAGGAGGCGCUGGAGCAAAAAGAGCCCCCCGACGUCCAUGUGUCUGGGAAAGAGGAACACGGGAUCCUGACGUUGUCCUGCCACGCGUACGGAUUCUACCCCGGGAUCAUCGGGAUCAACUGGCUGAAGGGGGAUGAAAUCCGGGAUCAGGAGACGGAGUGGGGCGGGAUCGUUCCCAACAGCGACGGCACCUUCCACAGCUGGGCCAGGAUCGAGGCGCUGCCGGGGGAGCGGGAGCAGUACCGGUGCCGGGUGGAGCACGCCGGAAUGCCGGAGCCCGGGAUCUUCGCCUGGGAGCCGGAAUUUGGAUGGAAUUUCAUCCUGGUGCUGGUCACUGUGUCCAUCAUCGCUGCCAUCAUCAUAAUCAGCCUCAUUGGAGUCCGUGUCUGGAAGCUCCGAUCUGGGAGGAGGGAAGAGGAAGUAGUAUGGUGCGGCCAACAGAACAGACAUGGGAACUGACUGCUGCCUCCCAGGAAUCGCCCCCUGAGCGAUCCUCGGUUACGAUUCCAGAGGUGCCAAAAAUAAAAGCCAUCCCUGGUGUCACUCCGGUUCUCCAGGACUGUUUCUCUUUCAUCCCCUCCAAGGGAUCCCUCAGGAAAAGAACCUGUUGCAGUGGCUCCACGUGUUGUGACACGGGCUCUGACAGCGUGGAGAACUGGGGGGACACGGAGGUUGGGAGGUCUGGCAGGACACUCUGCCCGAAUAAAGCCUAAAAUCCAGUCAGAGAACCCAAACAACCCAAGCUGUCUGUGCUGAGCUCCCACUGGUGCCAAGGGGCUGCUUUUAGUGUUGGGUUGUGCUUAAAACCAGCCUGGUUCGCCCACUGCAAACACACCCCGGGCUUUUGGAAGCAGGAUUUGACUGAUAAGCUGCUGGCUGGCCUGCAGAAAUGGGACUGGCAAUCAAACUCUUUGUAACUAUGAAAGCCCAGCCCAACUUUCACGUGGCAGAUUCUUCCACAGACUUUCCUGGAGUGUGCAGAGCUUGUCCCAUGGAGCAGGGAGGCCUCUUCAUGGUUACUCAGGGGUUAAAUUGCACACGGAGUUACAUCAAUCCCCACUAAUGUUUGUUUCUUUUUGCCAGUUUUGAUACAAUUUGGUACAAUUGCUUUGCUAGAAUUGCUUGAUACAGGGCACUAUUUUAUGCUGUAUUAUACUCUACUGGUAGGUUUGUAGCAUUUAUACUGUGUAGUAAAUUAUUCUGGUUAAGAUCUUUCCUCUGUACACUUGUCUGUUCGUUUGUCUGUUCAUUUGUCAUAAAUAAUAAAUAACUUUAUAUAAAUAUA